This is a messenger RNA of Fusarium tjaetaba, 495 nucleotides long. RefSeq names its product NADH dehydrogenase (ubiquinone) Fe-S 6. NCBI's taxonomy places the organism in Eukaryota, Fungi, Ascomycota, Sordariomycetes, Hypocreales, Nectriaceae. Gene Ontology annotation, biological process: mitochondrial electron transport, NADH to ubiquinone. The record is from RefSeq and is a predicted model, not a curated record. The transcript has 3 exons. Bases 1 to 495 code for a protein of 164 amino acids.
AUGGCAACAUCUCAAUUAAGAGCAAUUGGCGUCUUUGCGCGUGGUGCGCGCCUCUCCCAGCGCGCCUUCACCACCUCCGCCCGGCAAUUCGAGGCUGCUGUCUCUACCAAAACUAACGAGACUGCCCCCGCCCCGGUCAACGAGAACAAGCCUGUUGUGAUCAAUCAAGCUCCCAACCGCGUCGGUGUCUGGUCCCGUAGCCAGAGGCCGCGUUCUCAGGCCAUGACCGGCCCCCGAUUCGAGCAGACCGACUUCGAUCUCCAGCCUCAACCCAAAGCCGCCAUUGAGAUGAUUCACAAGCAACCCGUUACAUGGACGCACGACCGCAUUGUUGCCUGCAAUGGCGGUGGUGGCCCUGAGGGUCAUCCUAGAGUCUUCAUCAACACCGACAAGCCCGAGAUUGCUGUUUGUGGCUACUGCGGCCUGCCUUUCGCCCACGAACACCACCGAACCCAUCUCGAAUCCCUCCCAGAGACUUCUUACCCUCUAUCAUAA